CAACCUUUGCUCCGUCCGGGAGAAGCCUGGCUCCUGAGAGGGGUGUCGGCGCUCACAGGAGCCUGGGGCGGGCUGGGGGCCGCUGCUCCCUGCUCGUCCCUCCCACCCGAGGGGUUUGGUCGCGGGGUUCAUUUCUGGACGCCCGCACCUCGGACCGCGGUAUCGGUGGGACUCACCCGCGAGAGGUUUCGACUGGGGAAGGCAGCCGCGUCGGAGGGAAUUAGGGGCGAGCCGUCGAGUGGGGACGGUCCCGGGUCGCAAACUUAGGGCGUCCGGGAGAGAGUGGGGCGCAGGCCCCUGGCCCGCGGCGGCGCCCGUGCCCACUUCGGGGCUCGGAGCCGGAGCUCUCCGUGCGCGCGCGGGCCCGAGAUCGCCAGGCCGCGCCGGCCGAGAAGGCGUCGGCGGAGAAGGCAGCAGGUGCGCCGUCCCGCGGCAGAGCCGCGCGGCCCCCGGGCAUGCGGACGCCGGCGGCGAUGACGGUGGGCAUGGUGCUCGCGCCCUGCGGGCUGCUGCUCAACCUGACGGGCACGCUGGCGCCCGGCUGGCGGCAGGUGAAGGGCUUCCUCAACCAGCCGGUGGACGUGGUGCUGUACCAAGGCCUUUGGGACAUCUGCCGCGAGCAGAGCAGCCGCGAGCGCGAGUGCGGCCAGCCGGAUGAGCUGGGGUACUUCAAGGCUGAGCCUGUGCUCGUGGCGCGGGGACUCAUGGUGACGUCCCUGGCGGUCACCGUGCUGGGGCUGCUGCUGGCGUCGCUCGGCGUGCGCUGCUGGGAGGACGAGCCCCGCUUUGCACCGGCCGGCUUCUCCGGCUUGGUGCUCUUUGCCGCGGGCCUCUUCAGCCUCAUCCCGGUGUCCUGGUACAAUCACGUCCUGGCGGAUCGCACCGUCCUGCCCGCCCCGGAGAGCCCGGUUACGGUGGAAGUCAGCUACAGCCUGGUGCUGGGCUACCUGGGCAGCUGCCUGCUUCUGCUGGGCGGCUUCUCGCUGGCGCUCAGCUUCGCGCCCUGGUGCCAGGAGUGCUGUGGACGCCGCAGCAAAGCACCCUCCGGCGGCCCUCGCCGCCCCAGCAUCAGCACCGUGUACGUCGACUGGCCGCAGCCCGCGCUCACGCCCGCCAUCAAGUACUACAGCGACGGUCAGCACCGGCCGCGGCCCGCGGAGGCGGGCCCCGUGGACGUGGGCCUCGCUGACAAGCCCAAGGUGGGCUUCCCCAUGCCGCGGCCGCCACCCAAGACCUACACCAACUCGGUGGACGUGCUCGACGGGGAGACGGGGCCCCACUCCCAGGGCGCCUCCUCGCGCAGCACCCGCCCCUGCCACAGCUCCCUGCCCUGCGACUCCGAUCUGUAGACCGCGCCCCGCAGCUUGCGCUGCCCGGACGGAGGACUCUCGCCACCACCGUCUAACCUUAAACGUGUCUGUUCCCUUGGGGCCUGGAGUCGGAACCUUGGACACCGUUCCUGUAACUGCGCCUGGUUUGGAGGGCGGUCUUCCUUUCCUGUGGCCAAACUAGACUCCUUGGACGUUUACUUCAGGUUGGGUUUGUUUUUCUUUAUAUAGAGCUGCUGUUGUUCUCUCCAGAGGAAUCAGGGUCCUUAUAGGGUGACAGGCUUAUCCCUCUUUCAGCUGAAGGACAGAGAGCGACUUUGCAUCUUAUUGACAAGGGACAAUAACAACAAAAAAGUCAGCCUCGGCUGUGGAGGCCAAAAAUCGACUUAACACCUUGAAACAAUAUUCUGAAAUGCUGAUGAACUUUGCAUCAACGUAAUUAAAUAUUACUAAUUUCUUUCCUGCUGUAUAAUUCAUUUUCAUGCAAACUCUGGAGAGACCAGUCUAUUUCUGGCUGUGUUUGAAUGAAGCUCUCAAAAAUAAACGCAGAGCCAUGCAAUUA
This is a messenger RNA of Phyllostomus hastatus (greater spear-nosed bat), 1890 nucleotides long. It is a transcript of the gene CLDN23, whose product is annotated as claudin 23. The record is from RefSeq and is a predicted model, not a curated record. Gene Ontology annotation, molecular function: structural molecule activity. Gene Ontology annotation, cellular component: bicellular tight junction; plasma membrane. Gene Ontology annotation, biological process: cell adhesion; bicellular tight junction assembly. The coding region runs from base 456 to 1349 and encodes 297 amino acids. The transcript has a single exon. NCBI's taxonomy places the organism in Eukaryota, Metazoa, Chordata, Mammalia, Chiroptera, Phyllostomidae.